AUGUCGUCUGCCGAUCAUGCGAAACAGACCGAAGAGGUUGAUCAGGAAGUCCAAGAUGUUCAGCCUUCGAAGCCCGUAUCACGCUUUACACGCUGGUUUCGCAGUCCUCUUUUCAACGUCAUCGUCGUGGGCUUGAUCUCUUUCACUCAACCCGGAAUUUGGAAUGCUCUCAACAGCACCGGCGCGGGCGGUCAACAAGAGCCCUACCUCGUCAAUGGAUCCAACUCUCUGACAUUCGGUAUCAUGGUUUUUGGCUGCAGUUUCUUUGCCAUCAUGGCCAACAAGAUCGGCCUCAAGACGGUUCUGAUCAUCGGCACUCUUGGCUACGCACCGUACUCGGCUUCAAUGUACGUAAACAACCGCUAUGGCGUCGAAUGGUUCGUUCUAUUCGGCGGCGCAACUUGCGGUAUUGCUGCAUCUGCCUUGUGGGCGGCCGAAGGCGCCAUCGCCCUUGGGUAUGCCGACAUCAAGGAUAGAGGCAAGUUCACUGGUAUCUGGCUCGGCCUCCGUGAACUGGGACAACUCCUUGGUGCCUCUAUUCAGCUUUCCCUGAAUGUCAACAACGGCCAGAGAGGAAAGGUGGGAUAUUCAACCUACCUUGUAUUGAUCGCCCUCCAGUGCCUUGGUCUUCCCUUGGCCCUGCUUGUAUCGCCUCCGCAAAAAGUCAUCCACAGCGACGGUAGGAAGGUUGCCGACCCAACCAAGAACAAGGCCGUCAUGGGCGAGUUUCGCAAGUGGUUGAAGCUGCUUAAGAAUAAGCAAUUCUACCUCUUGAUUCCCAUCCUUAUCGGCUUCAACUGGAAUAGCACCUACCAGGGCAUUUACCUGACGAAAUACUUUUCCGUACGAGCCAGAACUUUGGGUGGCUUGACUUCAGGAAUAGCAGCAUCGGCUGCUAACAUGUUCUGGGGAUGGUUUUAUGAUCUAAAGCGCUUCAGCCGCCCGCAGCUUGCAAAGAUUACCUGGGCCUUUUUCUCAAUCAUUAUGUUGGGAUUGUUUGCCUGGCAAGUUGCCAACGAGAAAUUGUAUGAGGACACAGUUCCAAAGAUUACCCUUGACUGGACUUCCCCAGGAUUUGGUCGGGGCUUCGCUGUCAACGUGCUCUUCCGGUUCAUGAAUGAAUCGCACUACAUGUUUGUUUACUGGCUUAUGGGCACGUUUUUCGACGACAUUGAGACCCUGACCUUAGGCGUCGGUCUUGUGCGAUCCUUCGAGUCCAUUGGCUCAUGCUUGGCCUUCGGUAUUGGUGCAGUCAAGAUAUCACCCAUGUAUAACCUAGUCGUUGCGUUCGUUAUGUUCGUCAUAUGUAUUCCUGCGACUUCAUGGGCAGUUCUGCUCGUCCCUGAGCGACCUGUGGACAACACAGAGACAGGCUCGAAUAACACUGUGGAAGACAACAAAGUCGGGGAUCCAGUCAUCGUGUCCACGGCUGCCGCUGCAGCAGAUGGACCACGGAGCAUAUAA
Molecule: messenger RNA, 1464 nt
Organism: Colletotrichum spaethianum
Lineage: Eukaryota; Fungi; Ascomycota; Sordariomycetes; Glomerellales; Glomerellaceae
Product: UNC93-like protein
Exons: 3
Coding region: 1-1464 (487 amino acids)
Biological process (GO): transmembrane transport
Molecular function (GO): transmembrane transporter activity
Source: RefSeq, a predicted model, not a curated record